This is a messenger RNA of Cyprinodon tularosa, 1822 nucleotides long. Its product is annotated as beta-2 adrenergic receptor. Gene Ontology annotation, biological process: G protein-coupled receptor signaling pathway, coupled to cyclic nucleotide second messenger; chemical synaptic transmission. Gene Ontology annotation, cellular component: membrane; dendrite. The record is from RefSeq and is a predicted model, not a curated record. The transcript has 2 exons. Lineage: Eukaryota; Metazoa; Chordata; Actinopteri; Cyprinodontiformes; Cyprinodontidae. The coding region runs from base 249 to 1283 and encodes 344 amino acids. Gene Ontology annotation, molecular function: neurotransmitter receptor activity; G protein-coupled serotonin receptor activity.
ACAGCAGCAGCUCCUCCAGCUCUCCAAACAGCUUCAGCCUCAGGGGUUGAAACCGUUUCGUUUUUCUAGUUAUUAUUAUUAUUAAUAAUAAUUUUACUCUAAGGACUGCGGUGGUGAAAACGCUAAUAUGUGGAUUUUUAACUCUGAAGUGCGGCUCUGCAUAACCUACAGCUGGUUUCUUCUGGCACAAUGAGAGAGAUUUAACACCUGAAAGUUAAUGAUGUGAAGAUUCUGACACGUUUUUAACGAUGAUUGAGACCGGUACGCCGACGAUGUUGGACAGAGCAGAACCAGCACACUGCACUGUGUGCUGCUGCACCCUGGCCAACAAAAUCCUCAUGGUGCUGUUCAUGGUGCUGCUGAUAUUCGCCAUCCUCUUUGGGAACCUAGUGACUCUGGCUGUGGUGGUGGGGACCAAGCACUUCCACACUUCGCAGGGCUACCUAAAGGCAUCUCUUGCAGUUGCGGAUCUGGCUGUGGGGAUAUUUGUGGUCCCUCUGUCUGUCUAUGCUGAGGUCUAUCUCAUGGUGGCUGAGUCAGCACCAGAGUGGACUUUGUACAACUCGCAAUCUGUGAGUUUUCACCCUUGUAACAUCAUUGGCCCCAUCUUCGCAGGGUGCACCUUCGUCUCCAUCACCACUAUCUUUCUUUUAACGAUUGAGCGGAGCAUCGCAGUGCUGAGACCACUGCACAAGGACUCCUUUAUUACCCGUAAAAGGACGACAGUCCUCGUCUUCCUCUCCUGGGUGGGGAGUUUCCUCCUGGCCGUGUCUCCGAUGGUAUUCAGCAGUGAGAUCACCCUGGAGUACAACUCCUGCAGCAGGAUGUGUAACUACGCUUUGGGGACAAUUGGUGAGUUCCCUAGCCAGGCCUGGAACAUCCUCCUCCUCUUUCCCGCAUUUGACUUCACGCUCCUUGGUAGCACAGUCGUCAUCAACAUCAUCUCUCUGUCCAGCAUCAGGCAGCACUCUAAGCACAGGAAAACCCUGGCAGAGACGGAGAUCCAAACCACCAGUAAUCCCACUUUUUCUGACAUUAAAGCAGCGAAGACAAUCGGGACUCUGACAGUGGCAUUCACAGCAUCAUUCACCCCCAUCGCCGUCUUUGUGGUUGGGAACGUUUUGGGGAACAAAUGGUGCAACUUUUCCUUUUUUGCCUUUUGGAUUUUGGCGACCAACAGUUGCUGGAAUGUCAUUAUUUACAGCGUGAGGGAUCAGAAGUUCAGACUUUGUGCACACAAACUUUUCAUGCCUUCCCAAAGACAAAACUCAACAAAAAGCUGAACCUUUAAUGAGAAGUUUGGUCAGGUUCUUGUCUCUUAGAGGUGUAUGUGUCCCACAGACCAUUGGUCCAUCUCAUUACUAUAGAGUCCAUUUUUUACCAUUAUAGCUACAAGCAAAGGAAAUUUAAUAAAAUUUCAAUUGAGGAAUGAAGGUUUAAAAAUAUUGAAAAAAUAAAAUGUGAAAAAUCUGAGUAGUAAAAACUUUUUUACUUAAAAUGUUUUUUAAAGUUUUAUUUCUGGUUUGCAUUUUUUUUUAAUGCAAAAUGUGCUUUUUUUGCUUGCUACAAUCGUGAAACAAAAUUCACCCCAUAUUUUACCACCUUUGUACUGUGGCUGCAUGUCUUGUUGGCAGCUGUGGUGCAUCUGCUGGAAAUUCUUCAAUUUUUACCUAAAUAAAGCACUGAGUGUUUAUGGAUCACAUGCCCUCAAUGUAAAUAUUCUUCUCAGUGGGUGUUCAUCUUGUUCUGUGUUUUGUUGAAUAAAGGCAUGUCUCAGUUUGUGAACUGGCUGUUUACGUUUAUAUAAAUAAUUAAAGACCAA